This is a messenger RNA of Protobothrops mucrosquamatus (brown spotted pit viper), 702 nucleotides long. RefSeq names its product activation induced cytidine deaminase (gene AICDA). Gene Ontology annotation, molecular function: cytidine deaminase activity; RNA binding; zinc ion binding. Lineage: Eukaryota; Metazoa; Chordata; Lepidosauria; Squamata; Viperidae. Gene Ontology annotation, cellular component: P-body; cytoplasm; nucleus. The record is from RefSeq and is a predicted model, not a curated record. Gene Ontology annotation, biological process: defense response to virus; negative regulation of single stranded viral RNA replication via double stranded DNA intermediate; cytidine to uridine editing. Bases 1 to 702 code for a protein of 233 amino acids. The transcript is spliced from 5 exons.
AUGGGUUGUAGAAAAAGACAUACAGGAAUGGAAUGGUUCUUGAUUUGUCCUGUAUUGACCUUCAUCUAUAAAUAUGUGCUGUUAAUUUUCUUAAUAUUCCUGCCUCCCUGCAGUCUUCUAAUGAAGCAAAAGAAAUUUCUCUACCAUUUCAAGAACAUGAGAUGGGCUAAAGGCCGUCAUGAAACUUAUCUUUGUUAUGUAGUAAAACAGCGGAAUAGUGCCACAUCCUGCUCCCUGGAUUUUGGAUAUCUGCGUAAUAAGUCAGGUUGCCAUGUUGAAGUUCUCUUCCUACGUUACAUUUCCACUUGGGAUCUGGAUCCAAGACACUGCUAUCGUAUCACUUGGUUCACCUCCUGGAGCCCAUGUUAUGAUUGUGCCCGGCAUGUGGCUGACUUUUUGUGUGCAUAUCCUAAUCUGACACUGCGCAUUUUUGCUGCCCGUUUGUACUUCUGUGAGGAGCGGAAUGCUGAGCCUGAAGGCUUGAGACGUCUACAUCGUGCAGGAGCUCAGAUUGCCAUCAUGACCUUCAAAGACUAUUUUUACUGCUGGAACACCUUUGUGGAAAACCGCAAAAAAACCUUCAAAGCUUGGGAAGGGCUUCAUGAAAAUUCUGUGCGUCUUACCAGACAACUCCAGCGUAUCCUUUUGCCUCUUUAUGAAAUUGAUGACCUGCGAGAUGCUUUCCAAAUCCUCGGACUUUAA